Messenger RNA from Saccostrea echinata, 1152 nucleotides. RefSeq names its product putative nuclease HARBI1. The coding region runs from base 1 to 1152 and encodes 383 amino acids. The record is from RefSeq and is a predicted model, not a curated record. The transcript is spliced from 4 exons. Lineage: Eukaryota; Metazoa; Mollusca; Bivalvia; Ostreida; Ostreidae.
AUGGCUGCCCUGAUAGUAUUUCAUAACAUUCUAAAUGAAGAAAAUGACAAACAGGCUCGUCGGGAGAGGGUUUUCCGAGACAGAACGCAGGUCCUCGAUACGAUGACCGAUGUGGAGCUUAUCGAGCGAUAUAGAUUCCCGCGGGUUAUCAUACUAGACCUUGUAAACGAUCUCAAGGAUCUUAUCCAGCCUAAAACUAAUAGAUCACACUCAAUUCCCGCACACAUUCAGCCCCCCUCCCCCCCCUUCCCUGACACAAACAUAUCGGGUAUACGUACAUUCAGAAUGUGUACAGUGUGUUAUCAAAGAGUACAACUGGGGCAACAUUACACUUUAUUUCAGGUUCUAACGUGUCUCAGAUUUCUAGCGAAAGGUGAUUACCUCUCAGAAGUAGCAGACCUUCACGGCAUUUCUAAAGCGUCGGCAUGUAUGAUCAUUCAUAGAGUAGUAGAUGCUAUAUGCAACACUUUGAAGAACAUAAAUUUUCCUACCUCCACCGAUGAACUGAGAAAGAUCAAAUCCCAGUUUUACAAGAUUGCAGGCUUCCCCAGUGUGGUUGGAGCAAUAGAUGGCACGCAGAUUCCAAUUCAGGGAAUGAGUUUGGAAGAUGAGCCGGUGUAUAUAUGUAGAAAAGGGUACCAUUCAAUCAAUGUGCAGGCUGUUGUUAAUCCCGAUUUAAGGUUUACAAAUGCCGUUUGCAAGUUCCCAGGGGCCACCCACGAUGCUUACAUUUUACAGAGCAGCUCGCUACCAAACCUUGUUUCCAGUCUUGAGGAUGGAGGAUGGCUUGUAGGGGAUUCUGGCUACCCUCUGAAAGAGUGGUUGAUGACCCCCCUAAGUAACCCCAGAACUGGACAGGAGGAGAAAUAUAAUAAUGCUCAUUGCAAGACCAGAAACGUGAUUGAGAGAGCAUUCGGUGUAUUGAAAGCACGCUUCAGGUGUUUGCACAAGACUGGAGGAGCAUUGCCAUAUAGACCAUCAAAGUGUAAAAGAAUUAUUGAAUGCACAAUGAGACUUCAUAAUCUUGCAAUUGAAACUGGUAUUCCGUUAUUGGAAGCAGUUGAUCAAGAAGAUGCAGAUGGAUUCCAGUUUGAAGAUCGUGAUAAUGCAAAUAGGACUGCUUCAGAAGUGCGCACAAGACUCAUUCAAUGA